GGGCUGCUUUCAGGUUUCGGGGGCUGCCCCUGCUCGGGGCCCAGUCCUUCUCCAAGGCCGGAGGCUGCCCUGCAGAGCUCUUGAGGUCAGGGCUGGCUCCUGGACGAGGGGGCUUGAUGGGAUCCUGGGAGGCCCAGGUGCAGGCAGAGGGGUGAGGGACGGUAAGCAAUGGUAGGACUGGAGACACUGAACUGGCCAUGCUUGAUGGAGUCUCAGGGGGCCAGGGAUUCAACAGAGGCUGGAGACAGUCCCCCUGUGCCAGGGGCUGUGUGUGAGCAGUUGCGGGGGCCACAGAGGGGUACAGUCAGGGUCACCGCUUGGGGGUGGCCGGUGGCAGAGGCCCAGAUGUCGGGCAUAGGGUGCCCUGGAGGGACCCCCAGGCUCCAGGCAAAGCCUGGUGAAGGUGGUUGUUGGCAGGCCACGUUCUUGUUGGGUUGCCACAUGGAACCACACCGUGGACCCCAUAGGCCACCCAGCCAUCAGGGCAGCAUGGGCCCCCUCACCCCUGGGAUACCAGGGUCCCUUUGGACGUCCCUCUCAGCCUGGGCCUGGCCUCCUGUGUGCACUGCUGUCCUGGCCCAGCUGCUCUGGUCCGGUUCUCCUUCGCAUGCACACGCAUGGCAGGCUUGCUGCCCAGUCACCCUGUGCGGGUUCCUACUGGUCUGGUUGGGGUUUGAGGUGAGACAGGAAAGGGGGCAGGGCAGUGUGGUGAGUUUGUUCUAGAGCUGGAUGGCCCCUUCAUUUGGGGCUCCCAUCCUUGCCCGGCUGGAGCAUUCGAGCUGGUGACCGCUGUGGACAGGGCUUGUUCUCUAGCAGACAGGAAGUGACCACACUGGUUGGAACAGCUCUCCAUGAUGCGAACACCAGGGUUCAGCCAGCUGGAGGCAUUUGCUGAGGGGGCAGCAGGCCCCCCAUGCCUGGGGCAGCUCCGGGCUCGACAGUGCCAGCCUCAGGGGUGGGGGGCGGGGAGACUGGUGUCCAAGAGCCCGGCCUGGUACGACCACCAUCUCCUGUGGCCCACAGACCUGCACGUGGGCAUCACCAAGAGGCUGAAGACGGUGGAGGUACUGGAGGGCCAGAGCUGCAGCUUUGAGUGUGUCCUGUCCCACGAGAACACCGGCGAUGUGGCCACAUGGACAGUGGGUGGGAAGACGGCGGGUGGCUCGGGCCGCUUCCGGGCCACACGCCAGGGCCGCAAGUACACCCUGGCUGUCCAGGAUGCUGCUCCUAGUGACGCUGGGGAGGUGGUGUUCUCCGUGCGGGACCUCACCUCCAAGGCCUCCCUCAUUGUCCGAGAGAGGCCAGCGCAUAUCACGAAGCCUCUGGAAGGCCAGCGGGCUGCUGCGGGCGAGGAUGUGGUGCUGAGCUGCGAGCUGUCUCGGGCCGGCGCCCCGGUGCGCUGGCUGAGGGCUGGGAAGGCCAUUCGCGAGAGUCAGAAGUAUGACCUGGUCACAGAAGGCACUCGGGCCAUGCUGGUGGUCCGUGCGGUCUCACCCAAGGACUCAGGCGAAUACACGUGUGAGACAGAGGCUUCCAAGAGCACAGCGAGCCUCCUUGUGGAAGAAAAGGCAAACCGGUUCACAGAGGAGCUGGCCGAUCUGCAGGCAGAGGAGAAGGGCACGGCCGUGUUCGUGUGUAAGACAGAGCUUCCCGCAGCCACGGUGACCUGGCGCAAGGGCCUCGCGGACCUGCGUGCCUCAAGGAAGUACACCCCCAGCCAGGAGGGCCUGACCUUGAAGCUCACCAUCAGUGCCCUGGACAAGGCAGACGCUGACACCUACAGCUGUGACAUUGGCCAGGCCUGUUCACAGGCCCGGCUCCUGGUGCAAGGUGAGGCCUGGCGCCGUGCUGGCCUGCGCCGUGGUUAGCUGUGAGCUUUGUUUAAGGGGGCUUGGAGGCCCUCGGAGACCAGCCUCAGUUUCCCUAUCCGCGGGGUUUGGGCCUGGGUGGUCUCGUCUCUGAGACGCUGCUGGGGGCACCUGGUGUGAAUUCGUGCAGUCAUGUGCUGAGAGCCCUUUCUGUGUGCUGGCGUGAGCCUGGCCCCCACACGGGGGCUCCGCGGGGAUUGCGCACGGGG
Leptonychotes weddellii (Weddell seal) is the source of this 2077-nucleotide messenger RNA. The record is from RefSeq and is a predicted model, not a curated record. NCBI's taxonomy places the organism in Eukaryota, Metazoa, Chordata, Mammalia, Carnivora, Phocidae.